CCCGGAAGUACUAUGGCGGAGGGAGUUGAAAAUAUUCUUGCAGCCACUGAAGACUUUGAUAUUGACCUUGAUGAGCUUGGAAUAGAUAUUCCUCCUAUAGGAAAUGCCCCUACCCUUGAAAGCAUCCUAAAUGAGCCUGAUGCUGAGUCAGCGUUUGAUGAUGAAGAUGAUGUUGACAUAUUUAAUAAUGAUGCUGGGGACUCUUCAUCAAUGUCCAGUCAGGAGGGAAUUCUAUCUGACAGCAAGAUCAAACUAAAUAGAAAGAAGGAUGAGUCCUAUGCUAUACAUGGGUCUAUUCUACGUCAUGUUAUUCUAAAAGGAAUCUCGUCACAGCUCAUGUCAGCUGCUGACAGAGUGAAUGCAGGAAUGCCCACUGCCAUUGCAGUCAAUUCUAUGAUUAGUGUUGGAACAUCCCAUGGGCUUGUACUUGUUUUUGAUCCCAAGCAGGUGUUGAAGUGGUGCUUAGGUAGCACUGCAGUGGGGGCUCAAUAUGGGGCAGUGUCUGCACUUAGCUUUAAUAGGGACUGCACAAGACUGCUAUGUGGCUUUGCUAAAGGACAGAUCACAAUGUGGGACUUGACCAAUGGUAAACUUAUACGCACAAUAACAGAUGCUCAUCCCCCUGGUACUGCUGUCUUGCAUGUUAAGUUCACUGACGAUUUGACGAUUGCAAUUUGUUGCGACAGUGGGGGCUCUGUGUUUGAGCUAGAAAUGAAACGAUUGAUUGGAGUCAGGAAGUGUGAGUCUAAAUGCCUGUUCUCAGGGAGUCGUGGGGAAGUAUGUAUCGUGGAACCGUUACAUAUGAACUACACAGUGAAAGACCACCCUAUGAAAGACGUCAUGAUCUUGGCAAUGGCAAGCUUCUCUAAGGUUCUCCUCGUGAGACUUAGACCACAACUCAAGGUCAUGUUUGCCCAUCCAUUAAAGGGAGAUCCCGCUACCCUUCCCCUGUUGGCGUGGCAAUUUGUGAUCAUUCAGGUCUCACAGAAGGACAGAGUCAUUGACCCUGUACUUGCUUUUGGCAGAGAUCAGACCAUUCACUUCUAUCAGGUUGUAUGUAACAGCCCAGAGGAUAUUAAGAUGUGCCCACUGCAGAAAAUGGAACUUAGUUAUAAACUAAUGUCUAUCAGUUGGAUGAACUCUCGUACAUUAGUCACAAUUGACUCUUUGGAGAAAGUUCAUGUUAUUGAUGUGCGCACAGAGGAAGAAAUAGAGGUAAUAGACAUAUCUGGCAUAGAACUGGUCUAUGGGACCUCAUACUUUAAGUCACUAGCUACAGGGGGAAAUGUAAGCAAAGCAUUGGCAUACGCUGGUGAGAGGGCAUGCUACAAUUCUAUAGUGAGCUAUACAAGCCAGCUGAUACUCCUUGGAACAAAGUCUGUCCAUGUUAUGACAAUGAGGAAAUGGGAUGAGAGAAUCAACGUUCUUGUGAAACAAAACAACUACAAAGAUGCCCUUGCCCUGGCACAGUCGUUCUACUCGAACAAAGCUAGAGCUGUUGUGGGCCUAGCGGGAAACAUACAGAGGCGCAAAGUGGUUGUGGCAGAGAAGAUGUUGCAGCUACUUCAUGACUUUGUGGAUCGUUCGAUGACAACUGACUGCCCACAAAGAGGUAGCAUUCAGGAGCUUGAAUCCCAUUAUCUGGAUGUGGUGCCUGUCUGUGUGGACUAUUGUCUCAAUUUGGAUAGAAUGGAUAUAUUAUUUGGAGAAAUCUAUGAAAAGUUCAGUGCAGAUAUGAUAGCACAUGGAUUCUUCCUUGAGUGCCUCGAGCCAUAUAUCUUAAGUGACCGACUUGUGUUCAUCACCCCUGUCGUAAUGAAGGAUUUUGUGAAUCACUAUGAACAGAAAGGAAUGCUACAGGAUGUUGAGGCCUGUAUUGUGCACCUAGAUAUAGCAAGCCUUGAUAUUCACCAGGUUGUCAUAUUAUGUUGGAGCCAUGGUUUAUAUGACGCCAUAUUGUACGUCUACAACAAGGGGAUGAAUGACUACACAACACCUCUAGAAGAAUUACUCAGACUUUUAAGAGCUGCAGUUAUAACUGGCAAGCAAUUAACAGAUGAGCAGAUUAAACUUGGAAAUAAAUUAUUGGUGUACAUCAGUUGCUGUCUAGCUGGUCGCGCCUACCCACUUGGAGAUAUCCCCGAACAUCUCGUAUCUGUCGUCAAGGAAGAUGUCACUAAAUCUAUCACAUGUCUCCACACUAAGAAUCCAGAUUCAGAUGAACCAGUUUAUCCACAUUUGAAGAGCUUACUACAGUUUGACACAAGAGAGUUCCUCAAUGUUCUUGCUUUGGCCUUUGAAGAGGAGGAAUUUAACACAGAAGAUGGAGUGAAUCAAAGACAACGAAUAGUUGAUAUCUUACUCCAGAUCAUGGUAGAAAGUGUAGGAUUCACUCCAUCCCAAAUUGGAAUGUUGUUUACUUUCCUGGCGCGUCUCAUGGCCAGACAUGAGAACAAGAUCAUGGUAAACAGACUGCUGUUUGAACAGGUGCUAGAGUUUUUGUCGAAGCCAGGUGAAGGUUCAAGACAUGAAGAAAGGGAGCAGGCUCUCCUUGAACUACUUCAUGCAGGUGGCUUUCAACAGUUUGAUGAAAAGAGACUUCUCACACUUGCUGAGAAUGCCAAAUUUUUCCGUGUAUGUGAGCUGCUUUACCAAAAACAACGAAGAUUUGACAAAAUACUCUCCUGUUACUGGAAUGAUCCAGCCAGGCAGGACGCAGCAUUCAAUUACAUUGAAGUUGUAAUGUUGAGCGCUGAAUACACUGCAGCUGAGAAGCAAAGUGUUGAAAUUGAGGCCUGCAGCCAUAUACAGGAACUAGUGGGUAUAGAUGCUGGGAAAACAGCGCAGUUGGUCCUUGUAGGUUUUAACAACCCUCUCUCGGACACCAUCGGUAAGCUGGAGCCCAACCCAGAGCUUUUAUAUAAGUUUCUGCAUGGGGUCUUUGAAUACAAGGAGUCGAACGGAAGUGCAAUAUAUAGCGAAAAGCAAAUUACAUUGGAGGCAAACAUUCACGAGCGAUUCAUAGACCUAAUGUGUCAACAUGAACCUAAUAGUGUAUAUACGUACCUGAAGGGGGCAGAGGGUUAUAGGCUUGAAGAAACACUCAAUAUAUGUCGAAGGAGACAGGUUACCGAUGCAACAGCCUAUCUAUUGGAGAAGGCUGGGGACAUACAUGGGGCCUUCAACAUUAUACUAGAGAACCUACAGCAUAAGCUAGAUGGCCUUACUGGUCUGCUAAUUGAGCAGGCUAAGAACAACACCACAAAUGAUGAUAUUCCAAUCAGUAUGUCCAGUGUGCAGUCAUCCUUAACAGUUCUUAUCCAACUCUGUCAGCGGAACACUGGCAAAAUGAAUGAGCAAGACAGAGAGUCGCUAUGGUUCCCUCUCCUUGAGACCAUGAUGGCCCCAUACAGAAAGGUAAAAGAUCUGGUGGACAAAGACUGUCUACAAGAGUUUAAAGAGAUGACACGUCAUGUGCUAAACAGUAUGUCGGGGUAUAUCUCGCUACCAGCAAUACUCCAGAAAAUCAUGCAGGACCCAACAUACAGUACAGGAAAGUUUGAAGAGAUCAAGGACCUCAUAUUAGGAAUGUUGGAAACCUAUAACUAUGAAAAGACAUUGUUAAACACGUGUAAUAGUCUGCUAAACCACGACCUGCAUGCCCAGUUGACCAGUCUGACGAGAGUCGCUACACGAGGCUACAUAGCUAGGAGUAAUAGUUGCAGCCUAUGUAAUAAAACAUUCUCUGCCAGUACAGACAAUGACACAGCUAUUGUAUUCAAAUGCAGUCAUGCAUAUCACAUUCCUUGCCUGCAGAGCACUGGGUCAAGUCACAUGGUUGAUGGAGAAGAACAAUGGGUCUGUUAUCUGUGUAAUAGCAGUAAGAGGGGUGUGGCACCAAGCUCACGUAUACAAAGGUUAUCAUCCAAGGAUGGAACACAGCAAGCGCCAUCUAUAAAGCCUGAUAAAACUAAAAAAGAGGUUUAUAUAAACCCUCAGCAGAUCCAGGCCAUAGAUAACCUCAAGAAAAGUCAAAAAACAAGAUCCAGGUUGGUUGUUUUGCAUGAACUAUCGAAAAUGGACACAGCAGCCAGUAAAAGUUCAAAACAAAGUCGGAGUGGGAGCAGCAUUCUGUCCAAUGAGAACUUUCAGUUGAGACUAGCAGCGCCACCUGGAUUUGAUAGAGACUGAGUAAUAAUAUAUUUUAAGAAUAUGGUAGAUUCGCAUCGGUGCAACAUUAAAAAACCUAUCGUUUCUUUCACCUUAUUUAUUGGACAC
This is a messenger RNA of Owenia fusiformis, 4278 nucleotides long. The record is from the annotation of a GenBank genome assembly. NCBI's taxonomy places the organism in Eukaryota, Metazoa, Annelida, Polychaeta, Sabellida, Oweniidae.